Glycine soja is the source of this 700-nucleotide messenger RNA. RefSeq lists its product as uncharacterized. The coding region runs from base 42 to 470 and encodes 142 amino acids. The transcript has a single exon. The record is from RefSeq and is a predicted model, not a curated record. Lineage: Eukaryota; Viridiplantae; Streptophyta; Magnoliopsida; Fabales; Fabaceae.
ACACUUCCGAGCAUAACAGAAAAGAAACCAAAGAAAACGCGAUGGUUGACGUGGACUUUGGAACCUCGGGCUCGCCGAAGCGCCACAACCACAACGGCUUCAUCGUAACAAUCUCGGCGAUCUUGGCGCUGUUAAAAAAGCGCAAAGCAGCAGUGAAGGCGAGCAAAGAGGAUGAAUUGAAGAAGUCGUCGCGGCCGAAGAAGCUUCUCAGCAACAUAAGCAGCAAAGCGCUUUUCGGUCACAAGAAGAAUAAUAAGAAGCAGCUGCGAAGCGUGGAAGAGACACAACAAGCACAAGGGUGGGGAAACGGCGGCGUUUGGCAGAAGGAGAUUCUCAUGGGUGGCAAGUGUGAGCCGUUGAAUUUCUCCGGUGUUAUUUAUUACGAUGGGAAUGGGAAGCAGCUAAGCCAAAUCCCUCUCAGGUCGCCACGCGCCAGCCCCUUGCCCGGUUACCUCACGCGCCGCCAAUGAAUCAUCCAUCACCACCGCCACGAGCGAUUUCAGAUCACGCGCGUCUCUUAUUUUUGUUUUAAUUUUAGUUUUCUUGAAUUUAAUUUAAUUUCAAGCUUCUGUUUGUUUGGCUGGUUUUCUAGGUUGUUGCUUUCUUCGAUUUUAUUGUUUUUUUCAUCGGAUAAAUAUUAAUUAUUAGUAUUUAUAGUUUUUGUUAAUAAAAUAUUUUCGAAUUUCAAACUUCCAUCUUC